Messenger RNA from Iphiclides podalirius (scarce swallowtail), 1503 nucleotides. Lineage: Eukaryota; Metazoa; Arthropoda; Insecta; Lepidoptera; Papilionidae. The record is from the annotation of a GenBank genome assembly.
AUGAUUGUUGAAAUACAGGAGGAGGUUAGAGGGAAGAGGCCUUUCAAGAUAUGGGACAGCUCUCGGAACGUAAGAAAGGGGCUGGUCGUCACUAGCUUCGAGGAAUUAAUACACAGAGGCAAGGAGAAGCUAUCGGUAGCGGCGAGCGAGCCGGUGCGGCUGGUGCUCGAGAGCGACGGCACCCAGGUCGAGGACGGCGAGUACUGGCGGACGCUUCCGCCCAAUACAGUGCUGCUUCUGCUGCGGCCAGGGGAGCGAUGGUACCCAACUGGAGUGGACGUCAUCAAGGCCGCGAUAUCGGCAAUCCCGAAGAUAGUAUGCGAAACGAUCCACGCUCUCGAGCUGCACGAUGAGACGCCUUCAUGGAAGAUCAUGGACAACAAGGGUCGCGUCACGGUGGUGCUGCACUGGGACCAGCGGCCGCAGCCGUCGCCCGCCGCCCGUUCGCCGUCACGGCAGGCCAAGCCCGACCGGCGCCCCUCGCUCGUGAUCCAGACGUCGCUGGAGCGGCCGCAGCCGCCGCCGCCCCACAUCACAGUCGUCAACCACGACGAGCCGGCGCCGGCGCGCGCCCGCCUCGCCCGCUCCGCCGGCUCCCUCGAGCAACACGUGCACACGGCCGACUGCCGCGCCCACGCGCCCCCCGUGCACGCGCCGCCCCACGCCGCCCACGCCGCUCACGCGUCCGCGCACGCCGCCCACUCGUCGGCACAGCAGCCCGCGCGCCCGCCGCCCGACGAGUGCGACUUCCACUGCUGUGCCCUGCACGAGGAGGGCCGCCGGAUCGCCGUGCACAAGAGCGUCGCCACCUCACCGAUACAGGACGCGCAGCCGCGCGCCUCGCCGCAGGGCCGCCCCAAGGGCCACGUGCGCUUCCUCGACGCGGAGUCCGCCCGCCGCGGCGACCGCGACUCCUCCGAGAGCGAGACCGAGAACACGCUCGUCGAGGACGAGGCCGUCACCUCGGAGAAGUUCCUGCUGCUAAUAGACCAGCUGAGCGUGGACCAGAAACGGCACCUCACGAUAAAGGACAUCGGCAUCAUCCUCGAAAGACUGAGCUCCAAGAUACUCGACGUGGAGAGGCUCGACCGGGAGUCCGAGUCGGAUGACUGCUACAACUGGACGAUCAAGGCGACCAUCCGCGGCGACGCGCUGCGGGAGCUGGGCGUCAUCUACAACGGGAACUACGUACGCGAUCAGCGAGCACCCCGGCUACCGGGAGGAGAACGAGGAGGCCGGCGACGAGGGGGAGGAGGAGGAGGAGGAGGACCGACUCUGAUCGGGCCUGUGCGGCGCCGCCGCGCCCGCCGCUGCCGCCGCGCUGCGCCUCGCGCUCUGCCGGGCGGCCCGCGUCGCCGCGCGCUGAGCGCCGCACUCCGCGCCUCCCCCCGCUCUGCAGCACGCGCGCCCUCGCACGAGGAGAGUUGCCUCGGCACAGAUGCCGAAACGCUGACACAAGAACCUACCGGGGACGGUUUUCGACUGCGACGACUUCCAAUUCGG